Molecule: messenger RNA, 1008 nt
Organism: Temnothorax curvispinosus
Lineage: Eukaryota; Metazoa; Arthropoda; Insecta; Hymenoptera; Formicidae
Exons: 2
Coding region: 1-1008 (335 amino acids)
Source: RefSeq, a predicted model, not a curated record
AUGGUUAACGUGUGCGUCAAUGAAGCGAUGGAUCGAGCCCGACGACCGCUCCAAGUAAUCGUAGAUAUUAAUGACGAAGAUAUAAUAUUCUCAUCACGACCAACGGAUAAGGAAGGUAUGGAAGAGUUUCCACAACCACUCUCGGAGAACGAAGUCCCGAGUACAUCGAAGAAGGACGUGCAGAACAGCAUCGCGGAAGACUUGACUCAACAGCGUAUUAAUGAGCAGGAACAUGUGGAGAGCCAGAUAAACGACGAGAAAAACGGUUGUCGAGCCGAACAUUCGAACGAACCUCAGAAGAACGAAACAGUGGAAUCGGAAAGCGAAUCAAUGGCCACGACAAUCCCGUUUGGGCAAGAAUGCGAUGAUACACAGAGCUACGAAGAGGCAGAUAAUGAAACGCAGUCUAAACUAAAUAAUAAUUGCCAGGUGGAACAACCAACUACCAACCAAGCUCCGAUAGAAAACCUGGUGGGCGCUGAACAUUUCAAGCCAAUAUGGCAGGAUGAGAGAAACCAAGAUAGAACAACAACCAAGAAAGCAACACCCACGGGAAUGCGGGGAAAAGUGGCGAUGACAGAGCAACGCGAAAUGAAAGCAUCAGUUACCACGGAUGAAAGCCACCGACGAAUUUGCGUCAAAUUCCGUCAAGAAAGUAGCAAAUGGAUAACAGUGCAGGGUGUGAGUCAAAGGAAAGCAGCUCGCACUGCACAAAUGGUCAACCAAGACAUCCUCGAAGAAGAGGAGGAGGAAAAGAAGGAACGUCGAGCGUCAAAGCGUAAACCUCGGGAGAAAAAACAGCAGGUAACUGCUAAAGCUGCCAUACCGACGAAGGGCGCCCGCAAAGACGUUGGGAAAAUUAAUCCUAAGGUCAUCAUCACUAGAUUGGACGACGGCCGCAUCAUCGAGGAGCGGGUGGACGACGAGGGUACGGAAGCCAGGACUGGAGAUCACGACAGUGAUGCAAAAAAGUCUCAGCCAGCCAUCAUGCCGAAUCCGGCAAUCUAG